UCUACAGGUAUAGCGCCUUUUGUUACCGCAGACCCUGAAGUGAUGGGAACGACAGGCUGUGGAGCAGCUGGUGUUUUCCUCACCCCUUAAGCCCCCCAUCUGGCACUCGGGCACUAAUCCACUCAUCCGGCCGUCUGGCCUUCUGUUGACUGCGUGUUUUGUCAGGGCCCCCCCCCCCCCAGCACUGGAAGCCGCGUCACAACACCUCACUAAUCCCACUUGACACCUUGACAGAAGGCUGCCUGUCCAGUGGCGAUCAGCCGGUCAGUCACGCCAGCAGGAGCCCACCGAGCGGUCAUGCCGUACCGAAGAACCGCCGCCCAGCAGCACAGAGGCUACAGCCGGCGCUGGAUGGGGCGCAAGAGGUCCAACAGCACCAGUGUCUGCACGCUGCCCAGCAUCCCCGAGUACCCGGGCUUUCAGGACAUGCAGGCUUGCAGGAGUCUGCCCAGCAGCACUCAUUCCAGUCCGGUGGUCUCUGUGCGACCAGCAAAGCGGAAUUCCUUUCCGUUCCCGAAGGUCGAGACGGCUUCCCCCGUUGAAAAUCUGGUCCACGGGAGCCUGCUGUUCCAGCAAGAGUUUGGCAGGUCUCGGGUGUGGGGGGGCUUCCAGGACAAGACCAUGGAAGACUACUUCAAUGGAAGGCUAAUGGAGCUGAAGAACCUGGAGAGCCUGCGCCGGCCGAGCACCACUAUGGGGGUAUCGGGACCCCGGCACUGCGGCCGGGUGAGGCGCCAUAAUAGCUGCAGUGACCUCCGGGUGGGCGGUGCCGUCAAGGCCUGUAAGGGUCCCAUGAAAGGCUGCGAGGGGGCAAUGAAGUCCUACAGCAUGCUGGAUUUCUACAAAUGGUGCCGAAGUGACUGCUGGAACAAGCUGGCACAGGGCAUCACCAGCUGGCGUGUCUUCAAGUCGUGA
Messenger RNA from Erpetoichthys calabaricus (reedfish), 915 nucleotides. RefSeq lists its product as uncharacterized. The record is from RefSeq and is a predicted model, not a curated record. The transcript has 2 exons. Bases 298 to 915 code for a protein of 205 amino acids. Lineage: Eukaryota; Metazoa; Chordata; Cladistia; Polypteriformes; Polypteridae.